AUGAGCGCUCCUGAGGAGUAUCGAGGCCCAAAGUUCGUGGGCAUCAUGGGCCACGACAAUGUGAGCCACAACGGGAGCAAGACGACGGUCUACUUUGUACAGGUGCAAGUGCCUGAGGGCGGCAUGUUCAUUGUGCGGCACCGCUACCACGAGUUCAAGGACUUUUACGACAAGAUGUCAAGUGAAGGGUUUCGCUGUCCUGCGCUGCCACCGAAAAAGUUCUUGGGCAAUAACAAUAAGGAGUUUAUUGAAAAGCGACAGCAGGAGCUGGCGAAUUGGCUCCAUUUGCUAUGUCAAUUUGAUCCCGCGUCAGGGAACUCGGAUCCUCGAACUUCCGAGCUUUUCAAGGACUUUAUGCUGACAAACAAGGAGCCUUUGGAAAAGUAUCAGGGAAUUACGGCCGUGUCUUGCGAUGGGACUCCUCCGACGUCGCAGUCGUCAGAUGCCGAUAGCGAAACGGGUCUGUACAACACGCCCAAGACGACGCUGGACGACUUUGAGCUGCUCAAGGUCAUUGGCAAAGGCUCGUACGGCAAAGUGACGCUCGUGCGCAAGAAAGAAGGCAACCGGUUAUUUGCCAUGAAGUCGCUCAACAAGUCGAACGUAAAGCGUCGCAAUCAGGUGGAGCACACGCGCACAGAGCGACGUGUUUUGGGUCGGGCCAAGCAUCCCUUCAUUGUGCAUCUGCACUACGCGUUCCAGACGUCGCAGAAGCUUUACUUUGUGCUCGACUACUGUCCAGGUGGUGAGCUUUUCUUCCACCUUUCGCGUAUGGAAAAGUUCACGCCGGCCAUGGCGCAAUACUAUUGUGCCGAAAUCACACUGGCACUUGAGCACCUGCACGAUUUAGGGGUGGUCUACCGUGAUCUUAAGCCAGAGAACAUCUUGUUCGAUCCCGUUGGCCAUGUCUUGCUUGCCGACUUUGGACUUGCUAAGGAGGGCAUCACGGAUAGCGCUGAGGGCACGAACUCGAUGUGUGGUACGCCCGAGUACUUGCCUCCCGAGAUUUUGGACCGUGUAGGUCAUGGCACGGCUGUGGACUGGUGGGCUAUGGGCAUGGUGCUGUACGAGAUGCUUACGGGUUUGCCUCCUUGGUACACCCGCAACCGUCAGAAACUGUUUGAUCGCGUGCGUAAUGCUCCGCUAACGUUCCCUGACGAAGUUGAUCCUGUAGCUUGCGACUUUAUCAGCGGACUCCUCCGACGCGACCCGAACAAGCGUCUAGGUAGCAAGAAUGCAGACGAGGUGAAGACCCACCCGUACUUUGCCGGUCUGAACUGGCAGGAUCUGUACGACCGCAAGAUCCCGCCUCCGUUUAACCCGUGCGCCAGUGCCGGCAAUGCCGAGGAGACAAAGAACUUUGAAGCAGAAUUUACCAAGAUGCAGAUCAACAGCGUGGAAAACUCGGCCUUAGGCGGUUUGCGCGUGUCCGAUGCUUCGCGCCCGUCCAUGACGUUUCAGGGGUUUACGUACAACACGCCCAAUGAUCUGUCGAUGAGUGGCUCUGUUGGCCGGGGUUAA
Messenger RNA from Peronospora matthiolae, 1521 nucleotides. NCBI's taxonomy places the organism in Eukaryota, Oomycota, Peronosporomycetes, Peronosporales, Peronosporaceae. The record is from the annotation of a GenBank genome assembly.